Molecule: messenger RNA, 1690 nt
Organism: Theobroma umbraticum
Lineage: Eukaryota; Viridiplantae; Streptophyta; Magnoliopsida; Malvales; Malvaceae
Product: 5-OH-xanthotoxin synthase-like
Molecular function (GO): iron ion binding; oxidoreductase activity, acting on paired donors, with incorporation or reduction of molecular oxygen; monooxygenase activity
Source: RefSeq, a predicted model, not a curated record
CAUUUUUCACAAAGUUGCUCCACCGAUCGAGUAGAUCACAAUGGUAGUGUUGUUGUUCUUUGUUCUAGCCGUCCCCAGCGUCUUUCUAUUCAUUCUCCUAAAAGAUAGAAACAAUGGCAAUGGUCCUCUCCCCCCUGGCCCGCCAGGUCUCCCCUUUAUCGGUCACUUACACAUGCAGCUGCUUGAUAACUCAGCCCCUCAUAUUUUUCUUUGGAAACUCUCUCAAAAGUAUGGCCCUCUCAUGUCCUUGAGAUUUGGAUUUAGGCCAAUCCUAGUAGUUUCUUCAGUAGAAACCGCUAAAGAGGUUAUGAAAACCCAUGACCUCGACUGCUGCAGCAGGCCUACUUUACUUGGAGGGCAGAAAUUAUCUUAUAAUGGUUUAGAUUUGGCUUUUUCACCGUAUAGUGCUUAUUGGAGGGAGAUUAGAAAAAUAUGUGUUGUUCAUCUUUUUAAUCUUAAUAGAGUGCAACUCUAUCGUCCCAUUCGAGAAGAUGAAGUUGCUCGCCUAAUUACAAAAAUAUCCAAAUUAUCUCUUAAUUCUAAACCUGUCAAUUUGAGUGAGGCAAUUAUGUGUCUCACUAGUACAAUAAUUUGUAGAAUAGGAUUCGGUAAGAGAUAUGAAGAAGAAGGCGUUGAAAGAAGCAGGUUUCAUGGGUUGCUUAAUGAAAGCCAAGCCCUGUUUACGAGCUUAUGUGUUUCUGAUUAUUUUCCUUUCAUGGGUUGGGUUGAUAGGCUUUCUGGAUUUCUUAGUCGUCUUGAAAAAAAUUUCAAAAAGUUUGAUGCUUUUUAUCAAAAACUCAUUGAUGAGCAUCUUAAUCCAAAUAGGCAAAAAACAGAGCAAGAAGACAUAAUUGAUGUCUUACUACAAAUUCGGAAGAAUCGUGGCUUUGCAAUUGAUCUCACCAUGGAUCACAUAAAAGCUGUGCUAAUGAAUGUGUUUAUUGGUGGAACGGAUACUAGCGCUGCCACCGUGAUUUGGGUCAUGACCUUCCUAAUGAAAAAUCCUAGGUGUUUGAAGAAAAUUCAAGAGGAAGUAAGAAGUUUGGUAGGAAAAAAAGGUUUUGUAAAUGAAGAUGAUAUCCAAGGCUUAACUUAUUUUAAAGCUGUGAUAAAAGAAGCAUUUAGAUUGCAACCAAUAGUUCCAUUAUUAGUACCACGAGAAACGAUGCGAAAGUGUAACAUAGGCGGGUAUGAAAUACCUGCCAAAACCUUAAUUCAUGUGAAUGCAUGGGCAAUAGGAAGAGAUCCCCAAGCUUGGAAAAAUCCAGAAGAGUUUUAUCCGGAGAGAUUCAUUAACAGCUCUAUUGACUACAAAGGAUUAGACUUUGAGCUCAUUCCGUUUGGUGCUGGUAGAAGGGGUUGUCCAGGAAUACAUAUGGGAGUUGCAACUCUGGAGCUUGCCCUUGCUAAUCUUCUUUACAAAUUUGAUUGGGAAAUGCCGGCCGGGAUGAACAAGGAAGACUUAGACUUUGACGUGAUGCCCGGUCUCACCAUGCACAAAAAAAAUGCUCUUUGCCUUGUGGCCCACGAAAUUGAUCUUGCCCUUGCUAAUCUUCUCUACAAAUUUGACUGGGAAAUGCCAACAGGGAUGAACAAGGAAGACUUAGACUUUGAUGUGAUACCCGGUAUCACUACACACAAAAAAAAUGCUCUUUGCCUUGUAGCCAAAGAAAUUAAUGUUUAAUGCAUG